This is a messenger RNA of Ictalurus punctatus (channel catfish), 3666 nucleotides long. It is a transcript of the gene slc1a2a, whose product is annotated as solute carrier family 1 member 2a. NCBI's taxonomy places the organism in Eukaryota, Metazoa, Chordata, Actinopteri, Siluriformes, Ictaluridae. Bases 31 to 1713 code for a protein of 560 amino acids. Gene Ontology annotation, cellular component: plasma membrane. Gene Ontology annotation, biological process: L-glutamate transmembrane transport. The transcript is spliced from 10 exons. The record is from RefSeq and is a predicted model, not a curated record. Gene Ontology annotation, molecular function: L-glutamate transmembrane transporter activity; neutral L-amino acid transmembrane transporter activity; glutamate:sodium symporter activity.
AUUUCCAUCUCUUCUGUCAGUGCCAACAGCAUGGAGAAGCAAGUUGAGGUUCGAAUGCAUGAGUGUCACUUUGAAGCUCCAGCUCCCCCUCCAGGGCCAGCAUGUGGAGGUCUCUGUAACAAAUUCAUGAAGAACUUGCUUCUAGCACUCACAGUGCUUGGUGUGAUUGUAGGCUCAGUGGCUGGUGCCCUUCUGCGUUAUGCAUCUCCUCUUCACCCAGAUGUUAUCAUGAUCAUCGCUUUCCCUGGUGAUAUUCUCAUGAGAAUGUUGAAGAUGGUGAUUUUGCCCCUGAUCAUCUCCAGUUUAAUCACAGGUCUGGCAGGUUUAGAUGCCAAAUCUAGCAGUCGUCUCGGCACCAGAGCCAUGGUGUAUUACAUGUCCACAACCAUCAUUGCUGCAGUGCUGGGGGUGCUUCUGGUUCUGGCUAUCCACCCGGGCCACCCCAAACUAAGAUCACAUUUUGGAGAGGGCAAGAAGAACGAUGAUGUGUCCACUUUGGAUGCCUUAUUUGACCUAAUCAGAAAUCUCUUUCCAGAGAAUCUGGUACAAGCUUGCUUUCAGCAGAUUCAGACUGUUACAAAUAAGGUAGAGGUAGCAACACCUCAUCAUCCACCUCAUCAUCCAUCUCAUCAUCCACCUCAUCAUCGGUUUGGACGAAAUACCACCAAAUGGGCGGCAAAAUAUGUUAUGAAGAAAUCUCUUCAAUUCAAGAGUGGCAUGAAUGUUUUAGGGCUCAUUGGUUUCUUUGUGGCUUUUGGAAUCUGCAUGGGAAAGAUGGGGGAGAAAGCCAAGCUGAUGAUGGACUUCUUCAACGUUCUCAAUGAAAUCGUCAUGAAACUUGUUGGCAUGAUUAUGUGGUAUUCCCCUGUGGGCAUUGCAUGCCUGAUCUGUGGCAAGAUUAUUUCCAUUAAUGACCUGGAGGUGGUGGCCAAGCAGUUGGGCAUGUACAUGCUCACAGUCAUUGUGGGCCUCAUCAUCCAUGGUGGCAUAUUCCUCCCACUGAUAUAUUUUGUCAUUGUUCGUAAAAACCCUUUUACAUUUUUUAUGGGAGUAUUUCAAGCUUGGGUGACCGCUUUAGGAACAGCAUCUAGUGCUGGUACGCUGCCUGUUACGUUUCGUUGCCUGGAGGAAAACUUGGGCAUUGAUAAAAGGGUUACUCGAUUUGUGCUUCCUGUUGGUGCGACAAUCAACAUGGAUGGCACGGCACUUUAUGAGGCAGUAGCAGCCAUUUUCAUCGCACAGAUGAAUGGAAUAAAACUUGGUCCUGGUCAGAUUGUUACAGUCAGCCUGACAGCUACUCUUGCUAGUGUGGGAGCUGCCAGUAUUCCCAGCGCUGGCCUCGUCACCAUGCUGCUCAUUCUCACCGCUGUGGGACUGCCCACCCAAGACAUCAGCUUACUGAUCGCUGUCGACUGGCUUCUGGAUCGCUUCCGAACAUCGGUCAACGUUAUUGGAGACUCUUAUGGAGCGGGCAUCGUGUACCACCUCACCAAAGAUGAGCUCAACAUGCUUGAUGCCCAGCAGAUGAGAACAGAUGACUUCGAGAUGACCAAAUCACAAUCCUUAUAUGAGAAUAACACAAACCAUGGUGUAUAUGCAUCGUACAACUCCUCUCCACAAGUGCUAAUAGAUGACUGCAAGAUCAACUUGACCCCAAAUGGCUCUCCUGCUGUCUUUUCCAUUAUUGAGGAGGAACCUUGGACUCAAGAGUAAAACAGCACAAAGAUCCAGCUUCGCCUUAUGCCGAGUGCUACAAGCUUGCUAUUCUGGGUGAAAACAAUUUAAUGAAUGCAGACUUUACAUUUAUGAUGACAACCACAAGCAUCAAACAACUAUUUGCAUGCAUUAUACCAGCACAAACAAUUGUAUAAUGAACUCCUCAUGAUCUUGGUGACUUAGGUUAAAGUUUGUUCUCCAUUCUGUUGUUAGGGAUUUAUGCCUGUGAUCUUAAGGUUGAAAUCAGUGGUUGACAUAAGUAAGGUUCCAGUGCAACUGUCCUCUCCCAUGAUGGCUGUACCUUUGAGUGAGGGCCAAACCCUCUACCUGCUCAUUGCUGCGAACUUGAGUAAGACCCCAUGACUCCUAAUUGCUGAUGGCUGAGCCAGUGAGCAAAGUUAAAACCUUUAACUGGCAGAAUUUCUCUGAAUUUCAUCAUUUUGUAUAUUUAUUGCAGUCUGUGAAGAGUUCCAGAUCAGGUUUAGGGGCCAAAUACAAGUUUUUGUCCAAAAUUCCACAUAUGGUGUGUCUAACGUAGGGGUUUCCAUGUAAUUGGGAGACAAGAAUUCCCAACCUAUACUCUGAAAGAGCAAUCUGAGGACCCCAUCAACUACCCUCCCAAUACUUUAUUACUUGUUAAUCAGAAAUAUAUGUAAAGCCACAAAUGUUUGGGCGCACUGUUAGUGGCCAGAUGAUGGAAGUGCAACUUGCCCUCACUGACUUGACUUAGACGGAUUAAGCCUUGGUGGUGGCACUCGAGAUCAGCCUCUUACCAUGACAGGCAUUCAACGCGGGGCUGGAUUUUGCAUUCAAUGCUAAUUUUAACCACCAACGAAAAUGCCACCCAAGUAAUUAAACAACCAGAACAGACACAAAGGCUGGUGUCAAACACUGGCAAAUGGUUAUAUAUAUGAGGACAGCUUAUUUGGUACCACCUUUGACAUUCACAGAUUCCUGAGUUACAGUGUUCAUGAUUUAGUGAUUGUCAAAUGAGUUGGUAUGCUGACAUAAUUCUAAAGUUUAUGAACUAUGUAUUCAGCCCAUGCAUGUAUGCACACAUUUAAUUUAAUUUGAUUUGAUUAAAAACCAUGUCUUGCAUGCAGCAAAUGUAAACUGUACAGAAUGCAAAGAUAAGUAAUAUUAACUCCCAAACCACUUUCUUUAAUCCUACAGAAAGUAAACUGUAAAACUGAAUGGAUUUUGCCGCAUUGCCGCAGUGGUGUUAUAUAAGGCUCUCAUCACACAUCACAUACACUGCCAAUGAUGUAUUUAAAUAGAGGGAGGGAAAAAAGAAAAAAAAAAUGAUCAUGGAAAAAAUAGAAUCCAUCCUGAUUCACCGUGAAAAUACACCCUUUACUUGUACUAUAGUGAUCUAUCAUUACUUUUAAUUGUCCAAUCAUUUACUAAUCUUGCUAUUCAUCUUAAAGUGCCUCUUUGCACUUUGUGUAUUUACCAUUAUUUAGGUUUUCUUAUGUGACCUGUGAAAGUAUUAUUAAUUCUAUAUCGAAAUAUAAUAAUAAUUUACAGUAUAUAGUUUUGAAGCCUUGUACUCAGCAUUUUGUUAAUGGUUUACUACAACAUAAACAAAUAGCAUUCAAAUCUUAACUGAAAAGAUUUUUCCACAGCCUGUUUGGAUCAGAUUUUCUGGUGUAGCAUGUAACAUGGUUUUAUCCAGCGAAUUCUUUUAUUUCAGAAUUAAUUUCUGAUUAUAAUAUUAGUGACUAUUAAUUAAUGCAGAAAACCUAGAGGAUACCUUUAGUUAAGGAUACCAUUACAUAUACAGUAUUACAUAUGCAGUACUUUUAAUACCAUGAAAACUGGUGGAGUACAGACAGUGUUUAAGUUCAGGAGUAUUUUAAGUAGAACUGUGUAAAUGUGUAUAUUAUUAAGGUGUACAUGCUCAGGCAGGGCCUGACACAACACCCAGGUUUUUUGUCAGCUGAGAUUUUU